GAUACCAUACUGUCCGUCGCGUAAAAUCAGCUGAUUGCCGUCGUCAUUCCUGCAAAGAUGGCCUCAAAUACACGCCCUAGAGUCACAAUAUUUCGAAAUGGAAGGACUUCUGAUGGGAAGGUCAUAGCAUGCCCAGAUACGAUGGAAAGACUGAUACUAGUCGCUAGUAACUGCCUUGGCUUAACAGCUACACAUGUAUUCACAGCAAAGGGAGGUAGAAUAGAAGAUGCCUCUUUAAUCAGGGAUGAUGAAAUAUUGUACAUAUCAGAGAAUGAACCUUUUAUAGAUCCAAAAUUUAGUAGAUCAGGGCAGAGCACAGUUAUGAUGUGCAGUCAUGAAAAAGCAAAUGGAGUUCUUCAGAACGACUGGAUUACAUUAAAUGUUGGUGGAAGACACUUUAUGACAAACAGGAGAACACUGGUUGGGAGAGAUUCAGAAAGUAUGCUUGCUAGAAUGUUUGCUGAUGAUGAUUUACCAUGGAGUAGUUCAGUUGACCACACAGGUGCCUACCUCAUAGACAGAAGUCCAGUUUACUUUGAACCUCUUCUCAAUUAUUUACGACACGGACAACUGAUAAUGGAUGAUGGUCUUAAUCCUUCAGGUGUACUAGAAGAGGCGAAAUUCUUUGGUAUUCAGUCUUUAAUUAAGCCUUUGGAAGAGAUGGUACAGAACAAAGAGCCCCCGGGGGACCACACACCUAUGAAACGAUGGGAGUUUAUCAGAAUGCUGCAAUGUGCUCCGUCCAAAUAUGACCUUCGGUGUCAGGGUAUGAACUUUGAGGGAGCAGACCUAUCCAAACUUGAUUUGAAGUAUAUUAAUUUCACCAUGAGCAAUCUAUCUUCUGCUAACCUCUCCGGGGCAAACCUAUCUUACUGCACCCUAGAGAGGGCCAAUCUUUCUGGUGCCAAGCUUGAUGGAGCUAACUUGAGAGGGGUAAAGAUGGUCCUUGCAAAUCUAGAGAAUGCUUCACUCAGAGGGUGUAAUUUUGAAGAUCCAGCAGGAACAAAGGCCAAUAUGGAAGGUAAGAUAUGAUGUGUGAUGAUGGACUGAUGAAUGAAUUGAAACAAUGAUAGGUAUGUAAAUAGAUGGAGCAAUAGGUAGAUAGAUGGAUGGAGAAAAUUAGAGAAAAGAAGAGAGAAAGGGAGGGGAUUGGAAUUUAUUUUAAUCAAUUAAUAAAGUAAUAAAAAUGAAUUGAGAGAGACCAUUAGAGGUAGAGAGAAAGAGAGGGAGGGGACAAAUAAUAUUUGAAAAUAAUUAAAACAUAAUGAAAGAAAGUUGAAUCAGUAAAGAGAGAUAUAGAAAUGAAUGGAGGAAAGAUGAAUAGAUGGGAAAAGGAGGGAGGAAAUUUAUAGGGAGGGAAGGAAGUAAACAGGAAUAAUAAGAAGAGGAAUAAUAAGAAGAAGGUCAAUGAGCAUGAGGAGAAGAGG
Molecule: messenger RNA, 1427 nt
Organism: Lytechinus pictus (painted urchin)
Lineage: Eukaryota; Metazoa; Echinodermata; Echinoidea; Temnopleuroida; Toxopneustidae
Product: BTB/POZ domain-containing protein KCTD9-like
Exons: 9
Coding region: 58-1032 (324 amino acids)
Biological process (GO): protein homooligomerization; intracellular signal transduction
Molecular function (GO): protein binding
Source: RefSeq, a predicted model, not a curated record